This is a messenger RNA of Myripristis murdjan (pinecone soldierfish), 2695 nucleotides long. RefSeq names its product keratin, type II cytoskeletal 8-like. The transcript is spliced from 9 exons. The record is from RefSeq and is a predicted model, not a curated record. Gene Ontology annotation, cellular component: keratin filament. Gene Ontology annotation, biological process: intermediate filament organization; keratinization. Gene Ontology annotation, molecular function: structural constituent of skin epidermis. NCBI's taxonomy places the organism in Eukaryota, Metazoa, Chordata, Actinopteri, Holocentriformes, Holocentridae. Bases 121 to 1767 code for a protein of 548 amino acids.
UCUCCUCUGUGUGAGCUCCACUGCUCUGCUGAACCUCUCUGCCUCUCUCUCUCUCUUUCUGCUCCCUUUCUUUUCUCCUGUUCAUCUCCGCACAGAGCGGACACAAGAAGCAAUUUCACCAUGUCGGCUAGACACACUUCUGUUAGACAAUACUCCGCUACGUCCAUUGCUGGUCCAAGCCAAACAUCUAUCUCAAGAAGUGUUAAGUUUGGUGGAGGCCAAGGCAGUGGCUUUAGGCAAAGUAGUGGAAGCUAUUCCUUCGGCGCUGGCACUGGCAGUGGCAUUGGCAUUGGCAGUGGCAUUGGCAUUGGCACUGGCUUUGGCACUAGUGGUGGUGUACGCGUUGCCAGAAGCGUCAGUGGCGCCUAUGCCAGCGGUGGUGGAAGACAGAUCGCAAGCGCUGGCUAUGGUGGAGGCUAUAUUGGAGGCUCUGGUGGAGGCCUUGGCCUUGGUGGUCUUGGUAGCCUUGGAGGAGGUGCAGGUGGCUUUGUUCCUCAAGCCAUUACAGCGGUCACCGUCAACCAGAGCCUGUUGGCCCCCCUGAACCUGGAGAUCGACCCCACCAUCCAGACUGUCCGCACCCAGGAGAAGGAACAGAUCAAGACGCUCAACAACCGCUUCGCCUCCUUCAUCGACAAGGUGCGUUUCCUGGAGCAGCAGAACAAAAUGCUGGAGACCAAGUGGAGCCUGCUGCAGGACCAGACCACCACCCGCUCCAACAUCGACGGCAUGUUUGAGGCUUACAUUGCCAACCUGCGCAGACAGCUGGACGGGCUCGGCAAUGAGAAGAUCAAGCUGGAGGGAGAGCUUAAAAACAUGCAGGGCCUGGUGGAAGACUUCAAGAACAAAUAUGAAGAUGAAAUCAACAAGCGUGCUGCUGUGGAGAACGAGUUUGUGCUCCUCAAGAAGGAUGUAGAUGGUGCCUACAUGAACAAGGUUGAGCUGGAGGCCAAGGUUGAUGCCCUUCAGGAUGAGAUUAACUUCCUCAGGGCUGUUUAUGAGGCGGAACUGCUUGAGCUCCAGGGCCAGAUCAAGGACACCUCAGUCAUUGUGGAGAUGGACAACAGCCGUAACCUGGACAUGGACGCCAUCGUGGCUGAAGUGCGCGCUCAGUAUGAGGAAAUCGCCAAAAACAGCCGUGCCGAGGCUGAAUCCUGGUACCAGCAGAAGUACCAGGAGAUGCAGACCUCUGCAGGCCAAUAUGGAGACGACCUUCGCAAUACCAAGGCUGAGAUUGCUGAGCUGAAUCGUAUGAUCAGCCGCAUCCAGAAUGAGAUUGAGGCAGUCAAGGGACAGCGCAACAACCUGGAGGCCCAGAUCGCAGAGGCUGAGGAGCGGGGUGAGCUGGCUGUGAAGGACGCCAAGCUCCGCAUCAAAGACCUGGAGGAGGCCCUGCAGAGAGCCAAGCAGGACAUGGCCCGCCAGGUCCGUGAGUACCAGGAACUCAUGAAUGUCAAGCUGGCCCUGGACAUUGAGAUUGCCACCUACAGGAAACUGCUGGAAGGAGAGGAGACCAGAAUUGCCACUGGUGGUUCAAGUGCCACCAUUCAUGUCCAGAGCUCAAGCGGUGGUGGUGGCGGCGGCGGCGGCAGCGGAAUGUACCUGGGUGGCAGUGGCGGUGGCGGUGGUGGUUUUGGUGGUAUGAACAUGGCCUUCGGUUCAGCAGCCGGCGGCGGCGUCUUGGUCGGAGGUGGUAGCAGAAUGAGCGGUGGCGGCAGCAUUGCCAGCAAGACCAGCUACGGCGUCAGCCGCUCAAUACACUACUAAACACAACAGCCCCACGCCCUACCCCUUCCCUCUUUCCCUCCACCUCAUGUUCCACCCCUCACUCAAGCUUCCCUAGGCUGCACCUCCGCAACCACAGAUUUACAGCAAGCCAAAUUCACCUAUUGCAUUUGUCCUCUUUAAUGUCCACAUGCAGCACACGUCCUCACACUCACAGGACAGACGGACAAUUCAAAGUUUGAAAUCCGAGAACACACAAAGAUUAAAUCUGGCAGAUCGAUGUAAUAGUACAGUUCUCUUUGACAUCUGCUUCUUUCUUUAGCACCAUAUAAGCCCUCUGUGAAUAUAAGAUGAGACAGAGACUUUUAGACCAAAAAUGUUCGGCAGCAGAGAUGUGAGUCUGUUCACACUUCCUCUAAUCAGUCAGCCUGGCUGUCUUCUAGUUGCUGGUUCUCUAUCAUGUAGACAAGAGCAUACUUGUAGUGUCAAGAUGGAGAAUCCUCCCAAGGCAACAAUCAUUACACACACAAUGGCAGCAGCAGUGCACAGAUUUGGAUUAUGGAGCUUCAGAUGCCAUGCUGGUCACUUCAAGUUGAUAACAGAUAUGAAAGACACCCAUAUAAUGUUACAACUAUAACUUUGUCUCCUCUGUUCUGCAAUAAGUGCUCUAUUGUCUGCCAUCUUGUUUAGUGUUUUGACUCCACCAAAAGCAGCCAUACACAACACUCCUACAGUGGCAACCCAUUCUAUGGGAUUUUCCUUUUUGUUUCUACUUCUCUUCUCCCUUUCUAAGGGAAAAAUGGGUUCUCCACUAAGGUUAGGAAGCAGUGUUUAAAUCCUACUUUUCUUUCCUUCUUAUUCUGAACAACAAAUGGAAAAGGCUGACUUGUACUAUCAGAUUUGUUGAAAGUGAUUGAAUGUGUACCACCAAACAAUCCUAAAUAAAUCUGAGUUCUAUAUUCAUGAUGGU